CAGAACGCGUCAUGACUAGCGGCUGCUAGAACCUUGGAACUGGUCGGCUUCGAAGCCCGCAACGCGUAUGCAGGACUUGUCAGCCAUAUUUCCACAACUCGGCCGCGACAAUGAGCUCGACAGCCUACCUCAUCACCAUCUCCGUCACAAUCCUUCUCGUCUCCCUCUUUUACCUCUGGCACCUGCAACCGUGGGUUCACCGCAGAACGAUGCCACCCAGAAUUUCCCCCAAGGUCUACAGUCUCUGCACCUCGCCAAAGUCUAUUGCAUCUGAAUAUGCCCUGGCACAAACCACCGCACCUGGAAAGAUUGCUGCAAAGCUCUAUGGUACAGAAGGCGUCUCUGUUUCCUCUCCCAAACCAUCCCGCGAGCGCAUUGCCCCAACUAGCGAAGAUCUUCAGCGCGCCUACGAAUGUGGAAACUUUGGGCCUCAACGCCCGAGCGACCUCUUUCUCCAAUGCUAUCACGACGCUCUCUUAAGCCUCGAGCACGACCCGCUGAACGGCUGCGUUUCACCCAGCCUGAUGGGCAGCAACGGCGUAAUACCCCUGACCAUCAUUGGCAGCAUCGUCGACAUAUGCCGUCAUAUGUCGAAUCUCAUUGCACGUGCCGAACGUGAAGUUUUCCUGGCGACCAAUUUCUGGAUGAAUAGCGACAGCUCCCUCCUCAUCACUGACGCCAUCCGCGAGCUGUCGCGACGCGUAGGCAGAAAGGGGACAGGCGAGAAGGCGGUGGUGAAGAUAAUGUAUGACCGUGGACACAUUAAGCAGGUCGUCGACAAUCAUACCGUUGUGCUAGAAGACGAGUACACCGGAAAAGCAGUGAACCUGCCGCAUCCUCUGGAAAUUCCGCAUGUGGAUCUCCAGGUCAUGAACUACCACCGGCCCAUGCUGGGCACAUUUCAUUGCAAGUUCAUGGUUGUGGAUCGGCGGAUUGCAAUCAUCAACUCGAAUAAUAUCCAAAGUAAUGACAACUGCGAGAUGGCCACGCAGUUGGAAGGCAAAAUCGUGGAUUCCUUCUAUGACUUGUGUUUGCUGAGCUGGGACAAGGCGUUGGUGCCACCAUUGCCGUUGGCUGGUAACCUGGCCGCCGAGAAAGACUUCCCAACGUUUACAGAUGCGAGGUUUUCUGCCUUGUUUGAUGCGGAAGGGCGGCUGAAGAUGCCAGUUUUGCAUGAUGGGAUGGUUCCAGGAGAGGUGAACGGGGCGCACGAGACGAACGGGGAACAUGAUGCCAUGGGACGACAGUCACAGCACACGGGUCAGGAUCCACAUUUUGAUGUAGACAUUGCAACGGAAAUUGCAAGGAUGCAAUCAACAUUGACGCCCCGCCGUGACGAGAGGAGGAUGGAUCGCGUUGCCAAGCAUCUCAACGAGGCAACUCAUAUCGAUAUCAAACCCACUGCCCCGGAAUGUGCUCCAGAAGACGACUAUGCACCUUUUAUUCCCCACGCCCCGCAUCAAGAGUUUCCCAUAGCCCUAGUUAACCGCAAGCCUUGGGGCGCGCCCAAUCACUCUUGUGUGAACACUCCUCAGAAUGAAGCCUGGUUAUCAGCCAUCCGGUAUGCACAGAAAACCAUCUUCAUCCAAACACCCAACCUGAAUGCUGAAGCGCUACUACCGGAACUUUUGGGCGCCAUAAGACGAGGUAUCAAGGUAACAUACUACGUCUGCCUCGGUUACAACGAUGCCGGCGAAAUGCUGCCCUUCCAAGGGGGAACAAACGAAAUGAUUUCACACAAGCUGUAUUGCGAUCUAUCAGAGCACGAUCGGCAAUUCCUGCAUGUGCACUUUUACGUAGGGAAAGACCAGAUACAGCCCAUUCACAAUAAGUUCAAGAAGCGAAGCUGUCAUAUCAAAUUAAUGAUCGUGGACUCUCACCUUGGCAUUCAAGGCAAUGGUAACCAAGACACGCAAUCCUGGUACCAUUCGCAGGAAACAAACGUCAUGAUCGACUCUCCCCUCAUCUGUAAUGCUUGGCUCAAUGGAAUAAGAAGGAAUCAGAAUACUCAUCUGUAUGGGAAGGUAUCGCAAGUGGAUGGAGUAUGGAGAGACGUUGAUGGAAAGGAGGCCAAGGGUGCAAUUGGGAAGGAUCCUGGGUCUUUCGCUUGGGCCAAGGGAAUCAAGGGAGCUAUUCAGAGGGUUAGAGGAGCCGGGGGCUUCUAGUGGUUCAUGGUCUAGAGCAGUGGAGUUGUGGCGUUUUGGAACAAUUCCAGGGCCGAAUACGAGGAUAUUAGGGACCACAGUCAGUUGUCAUUUUAGGUAUCAAAACUGUUAUUAUUGUCAAGUUUAUUGUGAUAC
Cucurbitaria berberidis CBS 394.84 is the source of this 2300-nucleotide messenger RNA. RefSeq names its product IQ calmodulin-binding motif protein. The record is from RefSeq and is a predicted model, not a curated record. Gene Ontology annotation, molecular function: catalytic activity. Lineage: Eukaryota; Fungi; Ascomycota; Dothideomycetes; Pleosporales; Cucurbitariaceae. The transcript is spliced from 3 exons. Bases 111 to 2165 code for a protein of 684 amino acids.